AUGCACGAGACAAUCUGCGCCGAAUGUUGUGCACUUUUUGCAUCGGUACGUGUCUUUUGUGCAUUGCGCGCUUCGGCGUAUCGGCUCAUCUUCUCGAUCGGACUCGUGCCUCAAGCAGUUGGUGUGUACACGAUCGUGUCUGUCCCUGCUCCGGGAUGCAGACAGUCGGGUCGCUUCUCAAGGCACCGGCCUAACUGCCUCUCGCAGACCUGUUGGCAACGUAGCCAAUCCGGCCGGCUGAAGGGUCGAAGGGGAGGAGGAAGAGGGUAUGAGGAUGAAGAUGUUUAG
This is a messenger RNA of Protopolystoma xenopodis, 288 nucleotides long. NCBI's taxonomy places the organism in Eukaryota, Metazoa, Platyhelminthes, Monogenea, Polystomatidea, Polystomatidae. The record is from the annotation of a GenBank genome assembly.